Messenger RNA from Trichomonas vaginalis G3, 117 nucleotides. RefSeq lists its product as uncharacterized. The transcript has a single exon. The annotation marks the transcript as partial. The record is from RefSeq and is a predicted model, not a curated record. NCBI's taxonomy places the organism in Eukaryota, Parabasalia, Trichomonadida, Trichomonadidae.
ACCAUGUCAAAGAAAUUAUAUGCAAUGGAAACGAAAGAGUCUAUGAGUAUAUCUUAUGUUGGUUUGCAAAUAUCUUACAACAUCCAAGUGCUAAAAAUGAAACUGCUCUCAUUAUAA